Molecule: messenger RNA, 3998 nt
Organism: Hipposideros armiger (great roundleaf bat)
Lineage: Eukaryota; Metazoa; Chordata; Mammalia; Chiroptera; Hipposideridae
Gene: PSPC1
Product: paraspeckle component 1
Exons: 9
Coding region: 231-1796 (521 amino acids)
Molecular function (GO): RNA binding
Source: RefSeq, a predicted model, not a curated record
GUGCAGGCGCGUUGCGUAGGGGCGGGGCUUGCGGUCGGCGUCUUUUCCAACUGCGGCUGGAGGCAGCGCCAUUUUGAACGUGCAGGCGUGAGUGGGAGCGGGCAGUGCUGUGGCCUAGCGACCUCCGGGUCUUUUCUGGCUUUUUCCUUCCAGUCGCGUCUCCCUAGGGAGAUACGGAGACACAGCUACAGCUUUAGGGUUGGCUCCAGGGCCCGAGGCGAAGCCCUGGGAUGAUGUUGAGAGGAAACCUGAAGCAAGUCCGCAUUGAGAAAAACCCGGCCCGUCUGCGCGCUCUCGAGUCGGCGGCGGGCGAGAACGAGCCGGCGGCUGCCAUGGCGCUCGCGCUGGCCGGGGAGACGGCGCCAUCCGCGCCCGCGCCCGCGGAGGAGCGCCCUGACGAAGAGGUGGGCUUCACCAUCGACAUCAAGAGCUUCCUCAAGCCCGGCGAGAAGACGUACACGCAGCGCUGCCGCCUCUUCGUGGGCAACCUGCCCACUGACAUCACGGAGGAGGACUUCAAGAGGCUCUUCGAGCGCUAUGGAGAGCCCAGCGAGGUCUUCAUCAACCGCGACCGAGGCUUCGGCUUCAUCCGCUUGGAAUCCAGAACACUGGCUGAAAUUGCAAAAGCAGAGCUGGAUGGCACCAUUUUGAAGAGCCGACCUCUCCGAAUUCGUUUUGCAACACAUGGAGCAGCCCUGACUGUCAAGAACCUUUCUCCAGUUGUUUCCAAUGAGCUUCUAGAACAAGCUUUUUCCCAGUUUGGUCCAGUAGAGAAAGCUGUUGUGGUUGUGGAUGAUCGUGGUAGAGCUACAGGAAAAGGUUUUGUAGAAUUUGCAGCAAAACCUCCUGCGCGAAAGGCUCUGGAAAGAUGUGGUGAUGGGGCGUUCUUGCUAACAACGACCCCACGUCCAGUCAUUGUAGAGCCUAUGGAGCAGUUUGAUGAUGAAGAUGGCUUGCCAGAGAAGCUAAUGCAGAAAACUCAACAAUAUCAUAAGGAAAGAGAGCAGCCACCACGUUUUGCUCAGCCUGGGACAUUUGAAUUUGAGUACGCAUCUCGAUGGAAGGCUCUUGACGAAAUGGAAAAGCAGCAGCGUGAGCAGGUUGAUAGAAACAUCAGAGAAGCCAAAGAGAAACUGGAGGCAGAAAUGGAAGCAGCCAGGCAUGAACACCAGUUAAUGCUAAUGAGGCAAGACUUAAUGAGGCGUCAGGAAGAACUCAGGCGCUUGGAAGAACUCAGAAACCAAGAGCUGCAGAAACGGAAGCAAAUACAACUGAGACAUGAAGAAGAACAUCGUCGACGUGAGGAAGAAAUGAUCCGACACAGAGAGCAGGAGGAACUGAGGCGACAGCAAGAGGGCUUUAAGCCAAAUUAUAUAGAAAAUAGAGAACAGGAAAUGAGAAUGGGUGAUAUGGGUCCCCGUGGAGCAAUAAACAUGGGAGAUGCGUUUAGCCCAGCACCUGCUGGUAACCAAGGUCCUCCUCCAAUGAUGGGUAUGAAUAUGAACAACAGAGGAACUAUACCUGGCCCACCAAUGGGUCCUGGUCCUGCCAUGGGACCAGAAGGAGCUGCAAAUAUGGGAACUCCAAUGAUGCCAGAUAAUGGAGCAGUGCACAAUGAUAGAUUUCCGCAAGGACCACCUUCUCAGAUGGGAUCACCUAUGGGUAGUAGGACAGGUUCUGAAACCCCUCAAGCCCCAAUGAGUGGUGUAGGUCCUGUUAGUGGUGGUCCUGCUGGUUUUGGUAGAGGAAGCCAAGGGGGCAACUUUGAAGGCCCUAAUAAGCGUCGGAGAUAUUAAACAUUCUUUCAUUCCUGGCUAUUGAGAGAGAAAAAAUUCAGUGGUAUGCCUUUACACUUUAACCUGUGACCUGGAAGAAAUGUUUUUUUUUUGUUUUUUGUUUUUUUUUUUGUUAAUGUCUGUAGACUUUAAAGUUUUUCUUUUGUAAAACUUGAGGUUUUUGUAUUUUUCUUCAUUCAUUAGCUUUGUAGAUUAGAAUGGUAAUGAUGAUGCUCAUCAUUGUGAAUGUUAAAAUGUGUUUGUGACCUUAGCUAAAUCUAAGUAUGCCAUAGUACUGUGAAUCUGUGUAGCUACUUAAUCUCAAUAAAGAAAUCAUUUUGGAUAAUUUAAAAAUGUUAUUAGUGGAAUUCUCUUAUAGUUUUAAUAAACUUUGCUGUAACAGUAAUACUUUGGUUGCUUUAAUCCCAGCCAUUUAAAAAUGAAAAUAAUUUUAUGCUUUUUAGUUUGUGCAAGUAGUACUGAAGACAGAAACUUAGUGAAAGCUUAUGUUAAUAAAGGGUGAUAGAGUAGUACAUUGGGGGGCAUGGCAGUUUACAUUUUGUGUAAACCAUUGAUGUUCUGUGAAACCAGAGUUGCUGUCCACAUUUCAUAUAGAUUCUGAAUAUUCAAAUAUUCCGAGAAGGAAUAUUAAGGAUAUCUUUGUCCUGUGCUGAUUUUUGCAAAUAAAUCUUUUCAAUCUUGAAAAAAAACUGUUUGAAGGCAAAUCUCUUUUGCUUAUAAAAUAAUGUCUAUUUUUAAUCUCAUCUGCCAUUAUUUGGUGUCAAUAUCUAGAUCUUACCCUUUACAUUUUCUUUAAAAUCAAACAAUACUGUUAGGUUGGAUGUUAAGUGAGGAUUGCUCUGUGGUUUAGAAGAAAUUAGGCAUUUAUUGAGAAGGUUGGUUUCUAGCAGUAUGCAAGAUGGGCUGACUACAAUGUUUGUAAAUAUUAUCUGAUAGUUGGUAAGUCUCUCCAGUAUACUUGUCUGACGGUCUAGGUGUGUUUGUCUCCAAGGAAUACAGUUCAAGAGGUAAUUUUAAAAAACAGGUCAUUGGAAUCAUAUUUUGAAGUUUGAAUUUUAAUACCAGAGAAAAAUUGAUUUUAUCACAUUAUAACUUUUAUUCCAAAACACAGUUCUUGCUAUAUUUAAAAUUUUGUGUGUUAGCCAUGUUUAAUUUAAAAUUACAUUUAAGGAAUCAUUUUUAAGCUAGACCACAAAUCUAAUGCAUCAGCCAUUAUACCAGUUGUUUCUCACAUAAUACAGUGUUAAUAUAUUAUGCUUUUAGCAUAUUUCUGAAGAAUAACGUGCUAUUUAAAAAUGAACCUCUAUUUAAAACUAUGUACCUCAUUUUUGCAUUGUUUCUGUUUUUGCUGGAAAGCAUACUUGGGAAAGAAUUUGGUUAAUAAUUUUAAAUCUUGCAUAAACUCAAUUGGGUAUAAAACAUAAUUGAGAUGACUUGUAUCAGUUAAAUUUUUUUAUGUACUAUUUCAUAUUCUGUUUUUUUAGACAACAUUAUGGAUGGAAUCAUUUUCUAAAAUUUGCAAAAUUCACAGGCUUUGUUUUUGGAAAUCUUAGAGAUUGUAAAAAAAGAGUUAGAGACUAUUCUUAUAACAUUUUCCAUGAGUAUGAGUUGCUGGGGUGGGAUUUCUUUUAAUUUGGACAUUAAUUUCAGUGUGGGGAGUUUUAGCAUUAGCUAUAAAUUUCAAGUAAUACAUAUAUUGUGCCUAAAUAUACUUUUCCCAUCUACAUUUUUAUUCAUAUAUCCUUCAGUAAUUUUUAGCUUUGUGUUUUGCUUCAAAGCUGCAUUAAGGUUGGGAGAAACUUGACCCUUUGCUGUUAAUACCAAGCUAUCUUUGGUCAGGGCUAUGAAAUUAUGUAAGAUUCAUUCAAGAACAUUGAAAGCCAGUGCACAAAGAGAUGUCCUAAUCUCCUGAACUUUCUAGUGUCCGGCUCAACUCUGGCUCCAGGAACAGAGUUCUACACAGCCUUUUCCCUGCAUCAAGAAAAUCCUUGUUCCAGUGCUUACAAGUCAGCUUCUGAGACAGUCAAGUGGAGCAUCUGUGAACUCCUAGUUACUCAGUUUUGAGUCUUCUUGUAGUUAACUCUGGAUGAUUCAGUCAGUAUUUUUUCUUGUGAAUUAGUGUACUGAGGAAGAUAUUUGAAUGUCAUUUGCUUAAAAGUGGUAGACAUAAAAAUAAAGAAUUUAGUUUUUCUAAAGUGUAAA